This is a messenger RNA of Penicillium malachiteum, 1683 nucleotides long. RefSeq names its product fatty acid desaturase. Gene Ontology annotation, biological process: lipid metabolic process. Gene Ontology annotation, cellular component: membrane. Bases 1 to 1683 code for a protein of 560 amino acids. Lineage: Eukaryota; Fungi; Ascomycota; Eurotiomycetes; Eurotiales; Aspergillaceae. The transcript is spliced from 2 exons. Gene Ontology annotation, molecular function: oxidoreductase activity, acting on paired donors, with oxidation of a pair of donors resulting in the reduction of molecular oxygen to two molecules of water. The record is from RefSeq and is a predicted model, not a curated record.
AUGGGCAAACUCGCCGCUCGGGCUACGGCCAGAGAUAACAUUCUUUCAAGGCGUGAAAUUGAGGGCAUGAUUGCAGAGAACAAACAUAUUGUCAUCUUUGAAGGCAAAGUGCUUAAACUAGAUACUUGGAUCAAGUUUCACCCCGGUGGUUCACUAGCUAUUCAGCACAUGAUAGGCAGAGAUGCCACAGAUGAAGUAAAUGCAUUACACUCCCGAGAAGCGCUCCAGCGAAUGCAAAAGUUUCAGAUUGGUUCUAUUGAAGGAGCAUGGACCAACUUCCUUCCUCCCAUCCAGGGUGGCCAUUUCCGUCCAUACACCGAGUAUGAGAUGGAAAAUGAACUGCUUUCGACUCCAGAACUCUCAGCUGAGGAAUUAUCUGCUCCUCCAUCUCCACUCUUUGAAGCAGUAGAGCCCGAUCUACGACGCCGAUUAUCGAUAUCUACCAUCUCCUCCGCAAUCAGCAGCAUUCCUCCCCCGACAGAGGAAAUCAAAGGAGCAUAUGUGAUGGACGCUCGCACUCGCGAGGAAAUUCUUCUAGAUACAUCCAAGUACCCACCUAUUACCCCGGAAGAACAACACAAAAUCACCCAAAAAUAUCGCCAACUCAAUGAGCGCAUUCGUGCAGCUGGACUGUACAACUGCAACUACUCGGCUUACGCCAUCGAAAUCCUUCGCUAUUCUCUCCUAUUUAGUCUCUUUGUUAUCUGUUUACAACGAUCCUGGUUUGCCUUGUCAGGCUUAUUCUUGGGAUGUUUCUGGCAUCAACUAGUGUUCUCUGCCCAUGAUGCCGGGCAUAUGGGUAUCACUCAUGACUUUCAAAUCGAUACCACUAUUGGCAUGAUCAUUGCCAAUCACUUGGGUGGACUCAGUCUUGGCUGGUGGAAGCGAAGCCAUAAUGUCCACCAUAUCAUGACAAACGCCCCAGAACACGAUCCCGAUAUUGAACUUAUGCCCUUUUUCGCUGUGUCGCAUCGUUUCUUCGACAGCCUACGCAGCACAUACUAUGACCGGAUCAUGGAAUACGACGCAGUUUCUCGACUGGUUGUUAAAUAUCAACACUAUCUUUACUACCCAAUUCUUCUCUUCGGACGUUUCAACCUCUACUUCUUAAGUUGGGAACAUAUCAUUGUCGGUCGCGGGCCUCGUCACGGUGCUGGUUGGUGGCACCGUUGGUUUGAGCUCUCCGGCCAGGUAUUUUUCUGGACUUGGUUCGGUUACGGUGUUGUCUACUCGAGUAUCCCUACCUGGUGGAGUCGUAUUAUCUUCGUCUUGAUUUCCCACAUGGUUACUGCACCCUUACAUGUGCAGAUCACCCUUUCUCACUACGCAAUGUCAACCGCUGAUCUUGGUCCUCUCGAGUCAUUCCCUCAAAAGAUGCUACGGACUACAAUGGACGUGGACUGUCCUCCAUGGCUGGACUUCUUCCACGGAGGUCUGCAAUUCCAGGCAAUUCAUCAUUUAUACCCUCGCAUCCCCCGUCACAACCUCCGCAAGACGCAGGAAUUCGUCAAGGAGUUUUGUGAAGAUGUUAAUAUCCCAUACGCUGUUUUUACCUUCUAUGACGGUAAUAAAGAGGUGAUUGGUCGACUGAAGCAUGUUGCCCAACAAGCUAGAAUCCUGGAGGAGUGUCGAAAGGCGUGUGCGGAACAAGGUGUCUUUGCGGAUCACCAUCAUUCGCACUAA